GGUGACAAGCGCUCGAUUCCUUUAUAAUGCCGACAAUUCACUGCAAUUGUGAACCCUAGGGCAACAUUUUCCUCUCGCCACUGUAAGCGGCGGCUCAGAUCGAAAAUGGUGAAGUUUCUGAAGCCUAACAAGGCCGUUAUCAUCCUUCAGGGACGACACGCAGGCAAGAAGGCCGUCAUCGUCAAGUCCUUCGAAGAAGGCACUCGCGAACGCCCCUACGGCCACUGUCUGGUCGCCGGGAUCGCGAAGUACCCAAGCAAGGUGAUCCGUAAGGACUCCGCCAAGAAGCAGGCGAAGAAAUCGCGCGUGAAGACGUUUGUCAAGCUCGUAAACUACAACCACAUUAUGCCGACGCGCUACACUCUCGACGUGGAUCUGAAGGACGCCAUUCCCGUCGACUGCCUUCAAUCUCGUGACAAGAGAGUGACAGCAGCGAAAGAGGCGAAAUCUCGGCUUGAAGAGCGGUUCAAAUCUGGGAAGAAUCGAUGGUUCUUUUCCAAACUCAGGUUCUGAGAAGGUCAAUACAUAAAUACUCUACUGAUGACUAGUUUUUACUCCUUUCGUUGCAAUGUUUCAAGCAACAGCUGUAUUUUGUUCAAUUGAAACUUUCAUGCUUAACACAUCCGAUUGAAAUUGCUUUAUCACCACUUAAUAUUUG
Cuscuta epithymum is the source of this 658-nucleotide messenger RNA. The record is from the annotation of a GenBank genome assembly. NCBI's taxonomy places the organism in Eukaryota, Viridiplantae, Streptophyta, Magnoliopsida, Solanales, Convolvulaceae.